This is a messenger RNA of Stereum hirsutum FP-91666 SS1, 1559 nucleotides long. RefSeq lists its product as uncharacterized. Lineage: Eukaryota; Fungi; Basidiomycota; Agaricomycetes; Russulales; Stereaceae. Gene Ontology annotation, molecular function: chromatin binding. The transcript is spliced from 8 exons. Bases 4 to 1221 code for a protein of 405 amino acids. The record is from RefSeq and is a predicted model, not a curated record.
GCUAUGUCCGCUGCACGAAAGAAAUUGCGUACAACCACACCUACCACCACCAAGAAGGUGACGAAGAAGACCAAGCCAGGUGGUACCACUCGAUCCAGGGCGCAGACAAAGGGGCAUGGUGAUAGUGAUGUGCCUCCAACGGAUGAAGAGUGGGCGAAAUUGAAAAAGAACUCAAGGUUUUACAUUAUGGACGAGGACCAAGAGCAACAUCGGUUUCAGCAGGGUGACUUCCUUGCAGUCUGGUGUGGCGCGGAACCAGACGGAGCUGCCGACCAAGAUCGACCACUUUGGCAGCUCUGGAUUGGCAAGAUGAUUGAGAUGGCCCAAAGAGCCUCGCCUGACGAUACUUGGAUCAAGGUAGAGUGGUUCUACUCUGGCCAAGAUGUCAAGCAAGAAUGCAAGUCUUUUGACGCCUCUAGUUGCGGCAGGUAUGAACGGAUUCUCUCAAGCCACUGCGACUAUGUUACAGCUCAUAGUGUUAGUGGUAUUGCUGACAUAAAGCCAUACGACGAAAGAAGCCUGAACCCACGGACUUUCGACGAUGAGACCUUUUACUACCGUCGAACCUAUGAUCAUCUCAAGCGUCGCAUCACACAUAAUAUUGAGGCUACAUGCAUAUGCAGAAGCCCAUAUAACCCAGACGACAACAUGUUGAUGCAUUUCUGUCCGCGAAAGGGCUGUCGUCGCUGGUACCAUGCCAUCUGCCUCCGCAACAAUCUCUAUAUGGACGAUGAUCCUGAACCUGGCUGGGACGUAUCCCUACUCCGCUCAAAUCCCGACUCUAGGGAGCCCUUCGUUGUACCGCCAUCUGACUCUGAAGGGACCCCGGGCAUCGUCAUCACCAAACGAAACACGACUCAAACUCUGAGUAAGGAAAAGGGAAAACGUAAAGCACCGGAUACGCCCACACGUCCGACGCUCAACGAUCUUCCUGCCGCACUCGUCACGUUAGCGAAACAGCAAAUCGUCAAGGGAAAAAAACCGUACGGACUCGCAGGAAACGUGAAAGAGGUGGUGAAGGCGAGGAGGCUCGUCUAUCAGUAUUUGCAAGCGGAAUCGGAAGAAGAGAUGGUUGAUACGCAGGAGGAGGCGACGAAGUGGGUCAUUGAGGCUAAGUUGGAUGGGGGAAACUCCGUGGGUACGAAGGGAGGGAAGUCGAGGGCUGGGCUACCGGAUCUGAGAGUGAAAUAUUCUUGUCCAAGCUGCCAGGGCGCUAUAUGAUGCUGCGAGUGGGUCUUCGUGGCUCAGCGCCAGCGCUUUGCUCGGCCUCUGUUGCGGUUGAGUUCGUGCCGCGGCCGGCUACUCUUAUGCUCUCAUCGUGCUGUGCCGAUCCCGCGGCCGGUCUCUUUCUCAUUUUCACCGUAUUUGAACGAUAAGUAACUGAUUCAUCGCCACAUUUAUUUCGCCUUCUAAUCGAUCGGUCCUUGUUUACGUUGAGGAACAACUCAUAUUCUACCACCUGUGCUCAUAGCACUGAGGUAUGUUUCCGGUCAGGUGUCUACUACAUAUAUCCUUUGUCUUUAUUCUACCGGAGAUUGGAAUUCUUUUGGAGCAACACG